CGCGCACCCCCCCACACCGCGCUCCGGGCGCCCUCGCGGGAGGCUCUGACGGACGAGGCGCGGCGCCGGAACAUUCCGCUCGUGGACCAGCGGGGCGCGGAGCGAUGCUGCGGGUGCGGUGCCUGCGCGGUGGGAGCCGCGGCGCCGAGGCGGUGCACUACAUCGGGUCUCGGCUUGGAAGAACCUUCACAGGAUGGGUGCAGCGAACUUUCCAGAGCACCCAGGCAGCUGCAGCAUCUCCCCAGAACUCUUGUGCAGCUGAUGACAAGGUCACAGAACCUCUGCCCAAGGACUGCCCUGUGUCCUCUUACAACGAAUGGGACCCACUGGAGGAAGUGAUCGUGGGCCGAGCAGAAAAUGCCUGUGUUCCACCAUUCACCGUGGAGGUGAAGGCCAAUACCUAUGAAAAGUACUGGCCAUUUUACCAGAAGCAUGGAGGCCAUUCUUUUCCCAAAGAUCAUUUGAAAAAGGCUGUUGCUGAAAUUGAAGAAAUGUGCAAUAUUUUAAAAAUGGAAGGAGUGACAGUGAGGAGGCCUGACCCUAUAGACUGGUCAAUGAAGUAUAAAACUCCUGACUUUGAGUCUACAGGUUUAUAUGCUGCAAUGCCUCGAGACAUCCUGAUAGUUGUGGGGAAUGAGAUUAUCGAGGCUCCCAUGGCUUGGCGCGCUCGCUUCUUUGAGUACCGGGCAUAUCGCUCAAUUAUCAAAGACUACUUCCACCGCGGAGCCAAGUGGACAACGGCUCCUAAGCCCACCAUGGCUGAUAAGCUUUAUGACCAGGAUUACCCCAUUCAUUCUGUAGAAGACAGACACAAAUUGGCUGCUCAAGGAAAGUUUGUAACAACUGAGUACGAGCCAUGCUUUGAUGCUGCUGACUUCAUUAGAGCUGGAAGAGAUAUUUUUGCACAGAGAAGCCAGGUUACAAACUACUUGGGCAUUGAAUGGAUGCGUAGGCAUCUUGCUCCCGACUACAGAGUGCAUAUCAUCUCCUUUAAAGACCCCAAUCCAAUGCAUAUUGAUGCAACUUUCAAUAUCAUUGGACCUGGUCUUGUGCUUUCCAACCCUGACCGACCAUGUCAUCAGAUUGAUCUUUUCAAGAAGGCAGGAUGGACCAUAGUUACUCCGCCAAUACCAGUCAUCCCAGAUGAUCACCCACUCUGGAUGUCAUCCAAAUGGCUUUCUAUGAAUGUUUUGAUGCUAGAUGAAAAGCGGGUUAUGGUGGAUGCCAAUGAAGUCCCAAUUCAAAAGAUGUUUGAAAAGCUAGGUAUCCGUACCAUAAAGGUGAAUAUCCGCAGUGCCAACUCACUGGGAGGAGGUUUCCACUGCUGGACCUGUGAUAUCCGGCGCCGAGGCACCCUGCAGUCCUACUUUGACUGACUAAGCCUGCUAGGGUCGUGGCUAGGCCUCAAAUAGAUCUAGGAUAUGUAGGGACAAAGUUCACUCUCCCACUUUAAAGAAAAUGCAUGAACUGUAGUGCUUUAAACAAUCAUAUCCUUAACAGGGUUCUUCAACCUGGUUUGUUUUUAUUAUUUUCUUCAAUGUAAGGAAAAUUACUUGUGCUGCAGAUUAUUCUGACCUCCUAAAUUUAUUUACUGCUUGGCUUCAAGUGAAAAAUUUGAUAAAUAUGUAUCAAGAUAGAAAAUAGUCAUUUGAGUAACUUGGCCGCUAAUAUUUAACCAUCUACCUCUGUUUUUAAUUAUCUUUCCAAAAGGCAGCUUGAAAUAUUGGUCCUAAUCUUAAUUUUUCCUCCUUUUUGCCAGACUUGUGAAUGUUUGUAUCACUCCUUUUUUCUAAAUGAGAGAAAAGCUUAGAUAAUAUACAGCUCCUAAGUAGAACCAGCUAAUUGUCUCUUUUUCUAAUAUAAAAUUUUUGCCUUUAAAAAAGUAACUUAGACUAUGCAAAUACUAAGUGAAUUUUUAUAAAUGUUUUUAAUAUUCUCAUCAUUGGUGACAUUUGCUACUAAAAUCUUUUCAUACAACUUACCUCAUUUCAAUUUUUCACCUCUUUUUCUUCUCUUUCAAAAACUCUACAAAAAUGUUUUACGCAUUAGAAUGCAACUAUCAAUUCCCAUACCUAAAUUUCAGUGUUCAUUAGCUAAUAGAGAGACUGCAUCUUUGAUAAUCUAGGAUUUGUAUACAAGAUGUGCAGAUUAUUUAAAGCAAAAACUUUUAAAGUAUUAAAAAAAACUAAUGGAAGUAAAAUAUACAUUGCCAUAGUUAAAAAACCUACAUAAAAUAAUUUAAGGUUGGAUAAUGGACAUGUAUUUUUAUUCUAAUAAAAUUUUGUGUUACAGAA
Sorex araneus (European shrew) is the source of this 2294-nucleotide messenger RNA. RefSeq names its product glycine amidinotransferase (gene GATM). Bases 105 to 1376 code for a protein of 423 amino acids. The transcript is spliced from 9 exons. The record is from RefSeq and is a predicted model, not a curated record. Gene Ontology annotation, cellular component: mitochondrion. Gene Ontology annotation, molecular function: amidinotransferase activity. NCBI's taxonomy places the organism in Eukaryota, Metazoa, Chordata, Mammalia, Eulipotyphla, Soricidae. Gene Ontology annotation, biological process: creatine biosynthetic process.